AUGGGUAAAACAGGUAAAGGAAAAGGAGGCAAAAACAGAAGAAGAGGAAAGAACUUUAACGGAGGACAAAAGCGUGAGUUGAUCUACAGAGAAGACGGCCAAGAAUAUGCACAAAUUACAAAGAUGCUUGGAAAUGGACGUAUUGAAGUCAGUUGUUUCGACGGAAUAAAACGUAUGGGUCACAUUAGAGGUAAGUUGAGAAAGCGUGUGUGGAUGGGACAAGGAGAUAUCAUUCUUGUUUCGUUGAGAGAUUUCCAGGAUGAUCAAUGUGAUGUGGUACACAAGUAUAACUCGGACGAAGCUCGUACGUUGAAGAAUGUAGGAGAAUUACCAGAGAACGCCAAGAUUAACGAAACCGAUACGUUUGGUGCCGAUGACGACGAGGAAGUGAACUUUGAGUUUGGUGCGGAGGAUAGCGAUGAUGAUGAAGACGACGACGAGUUGGACAUAGAUGACAUUUAA
This is a messenger RNA of Meyerozyma guilliermondii ATCC 6260, 462 nucleotides long. It is a transcript of the gene TIF11, whose product is annotated as Tif11p. Gene Ontology annotation, molecular function: RNA binding; translation initiation factor activity. Gene Ontology annotation, cellular component: cytoplasm. The transcript has a single exon. Bases 1 to 462 code for a protein of 153 amino acids. The record is from RefSeq and is a predicted model, not a curated record. Gene Ontology annotation, biological process: translational initiation. Lineage: Eukaryota; Fungi; Ascomycota; Pichiomycetes; Serinales; Debaryomycetaceae.